Molecule: messenger RNA, 975 nt
Organism: Cantharellus anzutake
Lineage: Eukaryota; Fungi; Basidiomycota; Agaricomycetes; Cantharellales; Hydnaceae
Product: DNA-binding protein
Exons: 4
Coding region: 1-600 (199 amino acids)
Biological process (GO): mitotic spindle assembly checkpoint signaling
Cellular component (GO): kinetochore; nucleoplasm; cytoplasm
Source: RefSeq, a predicted model, not a curated record
AUGGCCCUUAAUACGGGCACCCUCGAUGCAACGCGUGUUACGAUCCCUGGUUCUGUCGCGCAGAUAAUAGACUAUCUAAAAUAUGCGAUCAACGGAAUCUUGUUUCAUCGUGGCGUGUAUCCUUCUGAAGACUUCCUGGUUGAGAAGCGUUUUGGCCUAAAUCUUCUGUUGACUGUGAACGACUCAGUAGAAGACUACAUUGAGUCCACUCUCAUUCGAUUGAAAGAAUGGAUUUCUCAGGGGCGUGUAUCUCAUGUUGUUGUAGUGCUAAUAGAUGAGGACGAUGGGCAUACUAUCGAGAGAUGGGUAUUCGAUAUAUCUGUCAGAGUGGUCGCUACAACGUUAUCGGAGAAUGAUUUAAUUCGGGAAAUGAAUGCUGUCAUGAAAGAUAUCAUUACUCCCACCUUUCUGCCUAGUAUUGAAACACCUAUGGUGUUCAAUAUCUUGACCUACGCCAAAGACGAUGUAGACAUUCCAGAUGGUUGGGAAGCUACUCACCCACAUUCCGUGAUUGAUGGAGAACACGACACCCUGAAAGCAUUCAAUUCUUUGCAUCACACUCUGGGCUUAUCUGUUGUCUACAGAGAUGAAGAACAAUGAUUAACUAUUGGAUUAUCUACAUUCAUGCGCAUUGUGAAGAUUACAUGUAUGCAAGCUAAGGUAUUCUCCAUUGUCGAUCUGCAACGAUGGAUAUGGUGUGCUGAGACAAGGAGACCGCCCCCGGGUCAAACACCGAGCAGGUGUUUGCAGUAUUCCCACGAAGCAAAGCUCACGGCUGUCAUUGGGAUAAUUUUGAGAUACCCGAUGCUAAGUCCGACGAAAAAUCCUCUCCAUCCCGAACGUUUCCAGACUGCACGCACAGUUUCGCCAAACCCUUGCCAGGCGCCAGGACGCAUCAAGCCGCCAACUUGCAUUCGUCUCCUAACGACCUCAAAGGGGUAAGAUACAGUCUGUGCAACUGCUCCCGCAACGGCG